Messenger RNA from Thamnophis elegans (Western terrestrial garter snake), 2797 nucleotides. RefSeq names its product chromosome 2 C3orf18 homolog (gene C2H3orf18). Lineage: Eukaryota; Metazoa; Chordata; Lepidosauria; Squamata; Natricidae. The transcript is spliced from 5 exons. The record is from RefSeq and is a predicted model, not a curated record. The coding region runs from base 303 to 764 and encodes 153 amino acids.
GAUCAAAGCAGGAGAUUAAGAGGGACAGCGGCAGAAACGGGGUGAGGCUGCUUGUAGCAUCCUGGAAAGCACAAUGGCACGUCAGACCGUGCCAGCACCCCGGCAGCUAUUCAUUCCUCUCCGAUGCAGGUAUUAGUCAACAAUAACUUCAUUUCAGAAGAGCCAUUAAAGAUAAUAAGUAGAAAAAAAUUCCCAUCUUGACAGAAGAAGAGAAUGAUAAGUUCAUAACUGAAAAAGAAGAACAUUGUGGUUGAAACCAUCAUUCAAACAAAUGGAAAAGAAAUAAAGCACUCUGGUUAAAGAUGAAUUACAGAACACCCACUGUAAGCAAUCUGUACCUCAGUGGCACUACCAGGCCUGAGACAGACCAUGGGACAACUGUUGAUGAGACUGGAUCAGAAACUGUUGCAAUGACACCUGAACCCAGCAGCUUUAUCAGCACCAAAAUUCCAGAUGUGGUCAGCAAUGGCCCAGUCAUGGAGACCAUGCUGUUGUCCUUUGGCAUCAUUACUGUUAUCGGGUUGGCAGUAGCAGUGGUUUUGUAUAUUCGGAAGAGGAAACGACUGGAAAAGUUACGACACCAGCUCAUGCCCAUGUACAAUUUUGAUCCUGCAGAAGAACAAGAUGAGCUAGAGCAAGAACUGCUGGAGCAUGGCAGAGACGCUGCUUCUGUUCAGGCUGCCCAAAGCAAGGCAAAUCAAGGUGUUCUCCAGAGACCCAGUCGUCUUGUGUUCACAGAUGUUGCGAAUGCCAUCAGUGCAUGAAGAAUACAGGAAGAUGACACCAGCCAGUUAGCAAGCUACUGUGGGUAGUGAUUAUCAAUUCUCGUUGGGGGAAAGAGCGCACGAACCAAGACUGCCAGUGCUCCUUUGCCAAGAAACUGCCCAAUGCUGCAGAGUUUGAUUGGCAAUGUUGCAGGUACCAAGUAAUGUAUGAUAGAAGAUGAGAGGUUAUUUAUAGAUACAAUGAUUGGAACGAAUAUAGUAACAGGCUUUGGAAAUAAUAGCAUCAAUUCCUAAGGCCUUCCUUCCCUGAGAUAUUGACAAAGAUAUCUAGACUAGAGUUUGAGACUGCAGAUUCAGCUAGGGCCAUACUAUGCAGUAGACCCAAAAUAUGAUCCUGUUGGUUUAACUCCUAGGAACCUGGAAUGUAUGAAGUUGUCAACAUAUAUUGGUGUCAUCCCAUCUCAUUUUCUCUGGUGCAGUAAAAGCUGCCCUUCAGUAUAAUCGUAAGAGUUAGCUGUUGUCUUUCCAUUAGAUUUCUACAAUGUAAGGUGUUCUACUAGCUGGUUUUUGAGGAGGGAUAACCUGGAAUGAAGGUACUGCUAAUAGUAACCUCUGUGUCUUAACAGAGGAGGGAAACCUCACAGGGCAUAAUGAUCACCUCUUCUAACACUAAUUCUUAUUAUAGGGGAAGAAUCUUAGAAAUAAGAACAAUGAAGCUAACUUGUAAAUCCUGAGAUGAUUCACUCCAGUCAGUAUUGGCUGAAAUGAAUUUUUUUUAAAAAGAAAGAAAAAUGAAGUUGUAUUUGGAAAAAUAGUGUUAUAUAUGCAUGUUCUUGCAUAUAUUAAAUAAUCAGAAAUCCCCACAUUUCCAUAUUGAAUGGGCUAAUAACUCAUUUGAACUCCAUGGGAAAGUCUCAACACUUUUUAACCUUGAAAAUAAGAGCAGUUCUAAAUGGAGAUAAUGCACUUAUUUUACAAUUUAAGGGGAAAAUGCAUCUGCCUACCUAGCUUAUUUGUUUAUUCCAUCCCUAUGGCUAAGACCAUUUUGCUUAUCCCAUUGGCAGCUGGGUAGAGUGCCGAGUUACUUAUUUAUUAAGCUAAUUUAUUUUCUUCCAGUCACUAAAAAUGAAUAUUUAUUUAUUUACUUUAUUUAUUUCAGUUCAGUAGCUGCCCAGCUCAACAAGGGACUCUGGGCAGUGUACCAUUUACAAGAGAUUUGGGCACAGAAUUUGGAUUUUGUUUUGUUCCAGUUUGGAAAUGAGAGGCAGGGGGAUUUGGGAAUUGGGUGCAAGGAAGAAAGGACAGCAAACGAUAAUUGCACAGAUGCCAAGAGGCCUGUGCUAAGCAAAGGCCCUUGUUAAAGAAAAGCUUUGCAUUUUUAAAAAUGGAUUAGUGAAAACAAUUGGGAACAAGUUUUAUUUACAUUUAUCUACCCCCCCCCCCCCGCCCCGUGAUGGCACAGAUCCUCAGGAACCUGCAAGAGCAGCCAGUAUCUGUGUUAUACUUUGUCUUGUGGCAUGGUGGCGACUCUGUCUGUUUCUGGAGCUGCCACUUAUAUUUACGUUUACAUUGGAUUUCUAUCCUGUCUUUCUAUUGCUUUGUCCAGGAAGGCAAACAAAAGAGCCAUUACAAUAAAGGGCUAAAACAAAUCAAUAAAAAGAAAGGGAGAAAAAAAAAAUCUGGGACACAAAAGAAAUCACUGUAGAGAAAAUAAUUCCUGAUGAAAAAUUGGAACGCUGGGUGAACAGUUACAGCCUAAUUAUGUGUUCUGUGUACAAAAAAAACCCCAAACAAAAUUUCAAUUCUAGCAAGUCAACUUCCCCUCCUGUUAACCAUCCCUGCUGUGAAAACUAAUGUUAAAUAUCUAUGCAUGUUUAUCUAUUGUAGUUUCAGUGCAACGGAGAUGGGGGAAGGAGAGCUCAUUCCCCCUCUCCCUCUUGCAAAGAAUCGGAUCACGGAUGUUGCUUCAGAGUGUCUUGUCUUUCAGAGCCUGGGCAGGGGUUAUAUGCGUGACAUAAAUCCAUUUGCUUUGGCAGUCGCUAAAAGAAACCACCUGGUGAAGAAUCAGUAAG